Sphaerodactylus townsendi is the source of this 2775-nucleotide messenger RNA. RefSeq names its product interferon-induced GTP-binding protein Mx1-like. Gene Ontology annotation, molecular function: GTP binding; microtubule binding; GTPase activity. Lineage: Eukaryota; Metazoa; Chordata; Lepidosauria; Squamata; Sphaerodactylidae. Gene Ontology annotation, biological process: defense response to virus. The record is from RefSeq and is a predicted model, not a curated record. Gene Ontology annotation, cellular component: nucleus; cytoplasm; membrane.
AAUAUUUAAGAGUAUGUAUCAGAAAUCAAUUAGAUCUUCAUCCCAGCAACAAGACACAGCAUCACUUCCAGUUCCAUAAAAAAUCGCACAGAAUUUAAUGUUCAAAUCCAGUGGAUGGAGAGAGUCUCCUAAGAGGAGCAGUCAGAAGAAGGUUUCAUCCAAGCCCCCUCCAGUCAACAUGGCUACUCCAGUUAACAUCGGUUUUGAUGUCUUGAAUCAGCAGUCAAAAAUGGAGUUUAGCAUGCAAAAACCAGGGUCAUCAGAAGGUAUAGCAGGACCAUCAUUUGUGUUGAACCAGCAACAGCCAUAUGGAGGAACAGGCAUCAAAAUGCUACCAGAAGCUCCAUCAAAACCCUUUUUUGUCUUCAAUCAACAACAACUAAGAAUGCCAUUAGAAUUGGGACAACCUUUUUCCUCACAAAAUUUGGGCACUGCACAGAAAGCUGAGAACCCUGGGUUGCCCCCAGUAUUCCAUGUGACUCGUAUGCAAAAUCAUGAACAAUCAAAAAAGAAAAUAGAAACCAAUUUAUACAGCCAAUACGAAGAAAAAAUUCGUCCUUGUAUUGACUUCAUUGAUUCUCUAAGAGCCCUUGGAGUGGAAAAGGACCUGGCAUUGCCAGCUAUUGCUGUGAUUGGAGAUCAGAGCUCUGGAAAAAGUUCCGUUCUAGAAGCAUUGUCCGGAGUUGCUCUUCCUAGAGGCAGUGGUAUUGUCACCAGAUGUCCUCUUGCUCUCAUACUGAAAAAAACUCGCUGUGACCAUGAAUGGAAAGGAAAAAUUAGUUACCGAGAUAUAACUAUGGAACUCAAAGUUCCUUCAGAGGUUGAAAAAGAAAUAAGAAAAGCUCAAAUCUCUAUUGCUGGUGAAGGGGUGGGUAUUAGCCAUGAACUGAUUACCCUAGAAAUUAGCUCUCCAGAAGUUCCAGACCUGACACUGAUUGAUUUACCAGGGAUUGCAAGAGUGGCUGUAGGUAAUCAGCCCCAAGAUAUUGGACAUCAGAUCAAACAGCUAAUUAAAAAAUUCAUUGCUAAGAAUGAGACAAUAAACUUGGUGGUGGUUCCAAGUAAUGUAGAUAUUGCCACAACAGAAGCGCUGAAAAUGGCUCAGGAAGUGGACCCUGAUGGAGAAAGAACACUUGGGAUUCUGGCAAAACCCGGCCAGGCUGGAAGGAACUUCGAGGAAGCAUUAUUGGAUAUAGUGAGAAAUUUGAUCAUCCACCUGAAAAAGGGAUAUAUGAUUGUGAAAUGCCGUGGACAGCAAGAUAUCCAGUUCAACGUGGACUUGGCCUCUGCAAUUCAGAAAGAGAGAGAAUUCUUUAAGGAUCACAAACAUUUUAGAAUACUUUUGGAUGAAAAAAGAGCCACAAUUCCCUUACUGGCUGAGAAACUUACAAGUGAACUUGUGGAGCACAUUAAUAAAUCUUUACCCACUUUAGAAGAGCAAAUAAACACACAGCUCCAAAAAGCAAAUCAUGAUUUGCUGAAAUGUGGAAAAGAUACGCCGAGCACCGAAAGUGAAAAACUCAAUUUUUUAAUAAAUAAAAUCAAGCUAUUCAAUCAAGAUAUCACAAAUUCAACACAAGGGGAAGAAGCAUUGUCUGAAAAUGAUACCAGACUGUUCACCAAAAUUCGUAAAGAAUUUCAGGAAUGGGGGAAAAAACUUCAUGAGAGUGCAAGAAAGACACAAAAAGGCUUCUUUGAUGAGAUAUGGAGAUUUGAACAGCAGUAUCGUGGGCGAGAACUUCCUGGAUUUAUCAGUUACAAAACAUUUGAGACUAUCAUCAAGCAGCAGAUCAUAGAACUAGAAGCACCAGCAAUUGAAAUGUUAAAGAAAGUGACAGAAAUGAUACGACAAGAUUUUACAAAGACUGCUAAAGACCAUUUUGCAGAUUUUCGCAAUCUUUACAGAGCUGCUAAGAAUAGAAUUGAAGAUAUUAAAGAGCAACAAUUAAAGGAAGCUGAAUGUACAGCGCGAACCCAGUUUGCAAUGGAACAGUUUUUAUACUGCCAGGACCACAUCUACAGUCAAGACUUAAAUUCAGUACGGGAACAAACAGCUGAAGAAGAAAAAAACCCUUUAAAGAUCAGUCCUCUGAGCUUCAAUUUUCAAAACCCUGAAAAGUUUGCUUCAGUCAAAGAAAUGGCUUAUCAUUUGGAAGCAUAUUUCAAUAGUGCCGGGAAACGUCUCUCCUGUCAGAUUCCUCUAAUUAUCCUGUUCUACAUGCUGAAGAAAAAUGGAGAUAAUCUACAAAAUGAAAUGCUGAAGCUAUUGCAGACAAAAGAAGAAAUUGGCCAUUUGCUCCAGGAGCGUAAAGAUGUCGCUGAACAGAGGCAACUCCUGCAUGAUCGAAUUGAUCGGCUGACUCAAGCGCAGUACAACCUAGCAAAAUUUUCUGGUUAAAAUAGAAGGUAUAUUACAGGAUACCAUUUCUGAAAAGCUAUGUUAACUAGACCUUGUCUAAAAAGUUCAUUUUUUUAAUUCCAUGCUAGUCUUUGACUGUAAAUAUACUGAGUCCUUUCCCGGCUCCAGACAGAAUCCCCAGAUACUAUCCCAAGCUCCCUUGCACUGCCACUACUGCUGCACCCUCCUACAGUGCAAGAAGGAGAAGGCUCCUAGGGCAAAGCAAAUGUAUGUUUUCCCUUGCCCCUCCCCCUUUGCUUGUUUUACUACAUUUCCCAACUUUGUUUCAUCUCAAGAAGUAACUAAAAGGGCUUUUUUUACACCUGAGACAGUACUACCCUGUUUCCCCUAAUAUAAGACAUCCCCGAAAAAUAAGA